Molecule: messenger RNA, 2015 nt
Organism: Aphanomyces invadans
Lineage: Eukaryota; Oomycota; Saprolegniomycetes; Saprolegniales; Verrucalvaceae
Exons: 5
Coding region: 28-1320 (430 amino acids)
Biological process (GO): oocyte axis specification
Cellular component (GO): nucleus; methylosome
Molecular function (GO): protein binding
Source: RefSeq, a predicted model, not a curated record
GGAAGCUCAAGUUUGGCGCGGUCCAACAUGCACACGAACUGGCAUAGCGACGACAGCGAUGGAGCGUCCUGGAUGGACGAGCAGGGGAGUGAAGGCCGGAGCUCAUCCCUAACGCAUCAACCAUUCCUACUUCGUCCGCAGACUGAACCAUCACAUCAGCCGAAGGACGACAUCACCCUCGCCAUCCAGGCUCUCCAAUUCGAAUUGGAGAUGUGGAACGACACGUACGCCGUCUCGGCACCAUACAUCUCGCCAUCCCAGCAAGACGCAUGGAAAGCGAUCGUCGCGCAAGUAGAAGAGGUGUCCCGUCAAGUCGAGGGAGUGAGGAUGAAGAAUGGACUAGUUGCCGUCAACGACACGACUGCUUCGUCAACCACGGUGCCUGCGAGAGAACGUCCUCGGCGGCACAAUUCGAUCGUGUCGGAUGCUCAACCCGAAAGUUACUGGGCAGGGUUGUGGUACCUCCUGGGAGACGUGGAAAAUGACCGCAACCAUCGCUUGGGCGUCGUGACCGAGAGGACGAUGCCAGGUGACGCUUACGUACUGCUGCAGAUAUGGUCGUGCUUAGACAGCAAGGACUUUGCCGCCGUCGCGGCAGUUUGUACCGAUUGGUUUCGCUUGGUGUAUCACUCGAAACUUGGUCAGCGACAGUGGCAGCACAUGACGUGCCAUCGAUGGCCGCGAAUUCGCGAGUGGGACUCUCCUUUCGUGACUCGGGUAUGCGGGGCCUCCACCGACUGGAGGGAGCGAUUCAUCGCAUUGCACAAGUUGGACUCGAAUUGGCGCAAUGGGACUCGCGUGGCGCUUGCUGCACCUUUCGCGCUUUUGGCAACGCCCACCAUUCGCUGCAUGCAUUUCGUCGACGAGUCGAGACUGCUCCUUCUCGGCACUUCCCAAGGCAGUGUACAACGCAUGGAGAUCGGAACAAUUCGAACGGACGAGCAACUCCCUACUUCCGCCCAGCAAGUCCACAACUUUAGCAUUUCUGCGAUCUCAAGCCACGGAACACGAGCGGUAUCAGGGUCCAUCGACGGUUCGCUGUGCAUCCUCGACCUCGCUGUACCUCCCCGCGCCAGUCGGCCACUGCCCGUCGGCCACUUUGAUUCGAUUACCAGUGUCGAAAUGCACGGUGACGACGUCGUGGUCAGUUCAUCCAAAGAUGCAACAGUGCGGGUGUGGGAUCUUCGCACUGCCGGGCGCUCGAUUGUGUUCGAAGACCCGUCGCGGCUUGAAUCAGUGGUCAAGGCAACGUUUACACCGAACGAUUCGACCAAAUUCGUUGCGUUUUAUGAGGUAUUCGAAGACGAUGUACAGCAAUGACAGCGGCCGUCCAUGGGUAGGACGGUGCGUGCUCUACGUGGGACUUGAGAAACCCCACCACUCCAUUCCACCGGCUCGACGAGCUACUGCAUCACCAAGCUUCUACAUGGGCCAACGACACGACGGUUGUGGUGGCCGACCGCCACGGUGGCAUCGCGUUGUUGAACGACAAAUCCGUCGUCGUCGCGAGAUACGCUCGACUGAAUCGAUCCGUUCCGGUGGGUUGUUUUCCGCUGUUCCAAGGCGUCUCGAAUUCUCCCAGCGUUGCAGCGUUUGGAAUGACGACAUUGGACCCCCAUCACGCUGUGGAGGUGUUUUGCGUGUCGAGGACCAUCGCCAGCCACGAAACAAUCGCCCCGAUGUACUCGUUGUCACUGCCGUCGCCCCUUCGAUGUUGCGCCGUGGACUCGACGUCCAUCGUUGGAGUGGACGGCACGGGACAUGUCCAUGAAUGGUCGUUUCUCCCGCGAUGAGCUUGAGAAAGUGGCCCGAUGAUCUGGUGGUUGCCAUUCCAUUGCGAUCGGCCCAACAACUUGUCCAUGGAACGCUCUGUAGCAACGCACGAGUUCACGGUCGCUCAGUCCUCUAGUAAAGAGACGCUUCAUCACGUACGCCUCCUGCCACGUUGCCGAAUCGCUGGAUCAAGCAUUUUAACAUGCCUCGUGUGUCCCGAGUUCGCCGUGGAUGGCGAUCCC